This is a messenger RNA of Cylindrotheca closterium, 1278 nucleotides long. The record is from the annotation of a GenBank genome assembly. Lineage: Eukaryota; Bacillariophyta; Bacillariophyceae; Bacillariales; Bacillariaceae.
AUGCAAGGGAGAAAUUUCUUGUGUGUUGGCAUUGCUCUCUAUGUUUCCUCGCACUUUCUACUCCAACAAUCAUUCAAUGGAGGUUCUCCCCUGGACAAUAAUAAUGCCGAUUUUUGGUCAUGGAGCACUCUUGACGUUCCAAUCACAAAGACAGUAGGACAGCCUAGCAAGGAGGAUGAGGCGUCAUCAACAUCAUUAGUGGAUACAACGAGACAACAUCCUCAUGCAGGUGCUCGAUUUCCCAAUGGAUCGUAUGGGUAUAUUGCUGACGUGACUAUGGUGCGACAGCAAAUGCUCAAGUCUCUGGAGCAAAACUCCAACCAAGAACAUACUAUUGACGUGAUGUCAUACCUUCCCUUGAACUCGGAAGAGUUGGAGACAGUGUGCAAUUCAGAGCCCAGGGAACCAUCCUUGGAACGAAAAGCUGGUUGGAGGCUACUACGUCGCAUGAAAGUGAACGAAACGACACUUCCGUCCAUAAAUUUACCACCUGGGAGCAAGCUUCUGUGUGCAAUUUACACGUAUGAAAAGAAACACAAAGCAGUCAAGGCCAUUGGAGAGACUUGGGGCUGGCGAUGCGACGGAUUCUUUGCUGCAUCUACCACAACGGUGACGGACCCCACGGAGCCAGGUCUUGGAGCCAUUGAUUUACCACACAAGGGAAAGGAAGAGUAUGAAAACAUGUGGCAGAAGGUGCGAUCGAUAUGGGCUUAUGCAUAUGACAAUUAUAUCGAGGACUUUGACUACUUUUAUCUGGCGGGUGAUGACACCCAUGUGAUUGUGGAAAACUUAAGAGCCUAUCUUGAAUCGCUUGGUCCAAGAGCAAAAAGCGAGCCACUCUAUUUGGGCCAUUGGAUUCCUGAUAUUAGUGGGCAAACAGGUGACUAUUUUUGCGGAGGGGGCGCAGGGUAUCUACUCAACAAGAAAGCAUUACGAAUGCUGGUGAAGGACAUUUUUCCAAGGUGCAGGCCCAAGCUGCAGACACAUGCCGAAGAUAGAACUAUUGGAGAGUGCUUCCGCAAGUUUGGCAUUCUUGGAAAUCGCAGCGUUGAUGCAUUUGGCUCUCAGCUAUUUCAUGGCUCUGAUCCACAUUUUAUAUCACACUACAAAGGCGACAAGGGAUACUAUCAGCAAGUCUACGACUUUUGGGGAAAACAUUUCGGUCACAAGACGGGUUUAGCCUAUCACCUCUUGAGGGGACCGAUGAAAAUGAAGAGGCACCAUGCCAUUAUCUACAAGAGUUGCCCACAAGGAACACUAUUAGGAGAUUUGAUGUGA